Molecule: messenger RNA, 909 nt
Organism: Mesorhabditis spiculigera
Lineage: Eukaryota; Metazoa; Nematoda; Chromadorea; Rhabditida; Rhabditidae
Source: the annotation of a GenBank genome assembly
AUGGGCGGCGGGGACCAGAAGCAGUUCUCCUACCUGCCAAAGGUGAUGAACGGCGGGUUGGCGGGUAUUGUCGGUGUGACAUGCGUUUUUCCACUUGAUCUGGUGAAAACGAGGCUCCAGAAUCAAGUGAUCGUCGACGGGAAGCCGCAGUACACCGGAAUUCUGGACUGCUUCAAGAAGACGUUCCGCGCCCAGGGCUUCUUCGGCAUGUACAGCGGCUCCGGAGUCAACAUACUGUUGAUCACCCCCGAGAAGGCCAUCAAACUUGUCGCGAACGAUUUCUUCAGAACGAAGUUGGCUUCACCUGGAGAAAAACACCUCGCCGCCUGGAAGGGUAUGGUGGCCGGAGGGUUGGCCGGAUUCUUCCAAAUCUACGUCACCACUCCCAUGGAGUUGUUGAAGAUUCAGAUGCAGCAGCAAGGAGCUCUGGCUGGUACCAAGAAGCAGUCCGCCUGGCAACUAACGACACAACUAUUCAAGGAACGAGGAAUCGCCGGGCUGUAUCGCGGCAUCACCUCGACGAUGGCCCGCGACGUCACCUUCUCCGUCAUUUACUUCCCACUCUUUGCACAGUUGGAUUCAAUGGCACCGAGAAAAGCUGAUGGAAGUGGUGAUGCUGUCUUCUACGGGUCGUUCCUUUCUGGAUUGGCUGCUGGAGCGACUGCUUCAUUUUCGGUUACACCGCUUGAUGUAAUCAAGACCCGGAUGCAGACGAUCGGACUACAGGUCAAAUAUAACGGGAUUGUAGAUGCUUUCUUCACGAUCCUCCGAACGGAAGGGCCAAAGGCGCUUUUCAAGGGAGCCGGAUGUCGUAUGCUGGUGAUGGCCCCACUCUUCGGUAUAGCCCAAACCGUCUACUACAUCGGAGUCGCGGAGAAGCUGCUUGGACGCGAAAAGGCAGCUCAUGUC